AUGGAAGACUCGACGUCCCCGAAGCGAGAAAAAGCAAACCAAGAUCCGAGGGAAGCAGGGCAGCCAUGGGAAGAAGUAACAGCAGCUUCUUCCCAAGGUCUUGAGUCUGGGUUAUCUGAGCCCUUGGAAUUGGAGCAGGGGCUGGAAACUGGACCCCAACCCAGAAGCCCUCCUCAGAGCCCACAGUCCAGAGCCAGCAUCCCUCUGGAUGACCUCACAGGACCAGGUGCAUCAUAUCCACCUUCCCCUCCACAGGAGGCCUCUUACACUCCUUCUCCCCCGGCUCUGGCCAGACAGGACCUUGCAGUGCCAUGGCAGUCAGACAAAACCACUAGUGUGAAUCCCGAAGCUGGGACACCUCACGUCCACCAUUUGGAACAAUCGUCUGAUAAAGGAGAAUCGACUGCUUCUCACACAUUCCAAUCAGAGGGAAGCACCUUCCGACAGUCUCAGCAAACCAAACAUCACCUGUAUGGACCAGAGGAUGUGAACUAUAACAACUCCAAACAAAAAGAGCUGAGAUUUAACAUCUUUCAGGACGAAGACUCAAACAGUAACUAUGAUCUGGAUUACGCUGAACCUGGGGUCUCUGAACUGGCCCCCAGCAUGCUUGAGAUCACCAUUCAGAGUGCUAAGGCUUACUUACAGAAGACUAGUAGCAAGUCUGGCUUAAAUUUGUAUGAUCAUCUUUCUGAUAUGCUUGCCAAGGUCUUAGAUGAGCGUCCGGAAAAUGCUGUGGAUAUCAUUGAAAGUAUCAGCCAAGAUGUGAAGAUGAGACAUUUUAGGAAAAAAUUAGAUACACUCCAAAAUGAGAAUGAGAUGCUUCCAACAUAUGAGAUAGCAGAGAAGCAAAGGGCUCUUUUUCUCCAGGGAAAUUUGGAAGGAGCUGACCAAGAACUAGAAGAUGAAAUAGCAGAAAACGCUCUCCCAAAUGUAAUGGAGUCAGCUUUUUAUUUUGAACAAGCUGGAGUUGGUUUGGGCACAGAUGAGACUUAUCGCAUAUUUCUUGCCCUCAAGCAGCUUACUGACACCCACCCCAUCCAAAGAUGUCGUUUCUGGGGCAAGAUCUUGGGUCUGGAAAUGAAUUAUAUUGUAGCUGAAGUAGAAUUCCGUGAGGGAGAGGAUGAAGAGGAUGUGGAAGAGGAAGAUGUAACCGAAGAGAGGGACGAUGCAGAUAGCGAAGCUGAUGAAGACGACGAAGACCAAUUACCAAGGACCUUUUACAAGACCCCACAGGCUAUACCAAAAGAAGAAAACAGGACGGGUGCCAACAAAUAUGUGUAUUUUGUUUGCAACGAACCAGGAAGACCAUGGGUGAAGUUACCCUCGGUUACGCCUGCACAAAUUGUUACUGCAAGAAAAAUAAAGAAAUUUUUCACUGGGCGUUUAGAUGCUCCCAUCAUAAGCUACCCACCUUUCCCGGGAAAUGAGAGCAAUUACUUACGAGCACAAAUUGCCAGAAUUUCAGCAGGGACCCACGUCAGUCCUCUGGGAUUCUAUCAGUUUGGUGAAGAGGAAGGAGAGGAGGAGGAAGAGGUAGAAGGCAGACGAGACAGCUUUGAAGAAAAUCCUGAUUUUGAAGGCACCCAAGUGAUCGAUCUCGUGGAAUCCCUAUCCAAUUGGGUUCAUCACGUGCAACACAUUCUGUCCCAGGGCCGCUGUAAUUGGUUUAACCCCAUACAAAAAAGUGAGGAGGAAGAAGAAGAGGAAGAUGAAGAAAAAGAAGAAGAGAAAGGAGAAGAGCCUGACUAUACAGAACAGGAAGUGGGGCCACCUCUUUUGACACCAAUCUCUGAAGAUUUAGAAAUCCAGAAUAUACCACCUUGGACAACACGGCUAUCCUCAAAUCUCAUUCCUCAAUAUGCUGUUGCAGUCCUUAGAUCCAACCUUUGGCCUGGGGCAUAUGCCUUUUCCAAUGGCAAAAAGUUUGAAAAUUUCUACAUAGGCUGGGGUCACAAAUAUAGUCUAGACAACUAUACACCCCCAGCUCUACCACCAGUGUAUCAAGAAUACCCCAGUGGAGCAGAAAUUACAGAAAUGGAUGAUCCUACUGUGGAAGAAGAGCAGGCUUUCAGAGCUGCACAAGAAGCAGCUGUUCUUUCAGCUGAGGAAAAUGAAGAAACGGAGGAAGACGAAGAGGAGGAUGAUUAUGACCAAGAAUAA
Messenger RNA from Puma concolor (puma), 2163 nucleotides. The record is from RefSeq and is a predicted model, not a curated record. Lineage: Eukaryota; Metazoa; Chordata; Mammalia; Carnivora; Felidae.